Emericellopsis atlantica is the source of this 1278-nucleotide messenger RNA. Its product is annotated as hemoglobin. Gene Ontology annotation, biological process: cellular response to nitrosative stress; nitric oxide catabolic process. The coding region runs from base 1 to 1278 and encodes 425 amino acids. Gene Ontology annotation, molecular function: FAD binding; oxygen binding; nitric oxide dioxygenase [NAD(P)H] activity. The transcript has a single exon. Gene Ontology annotation, cellular component: intracellular anatomical structure. The record is from RefSeq and is a predicted model, not a curated record. NCBI's taxonomy places the organism in Eukaryota, Fungi, Ascomycota, Sordariomycetes, Hypocreales, Bionectriaceae.
AUGUCUCUCACGUACAGGCAGUCGACUCUGAUCAGGGGCUCCUUGCCUAUGCUCCGGGCGCAGGGCGAAACCAUCACAUCCAGCUUCUACGCCUCGCUGCUGCGCGCCCACCCCGAACUCCACAACAUCUUCAACUCGGCGAACCAGGCCACCGGUCGCCAGCCUCGCGCUCUUCUCAACAUCAUCCUUGCCUUUGCCGCGGCGCCAAACCACACGGCCGAGCUCAUCCCCCGACUGGAACGCGUGUGUCAGAAACACUGCUCGCUGGGCAUCACGCCUGACCAGUACGACCUCCUCGGCAAGUAUCUCCUACGGUCCUUUGGCGAGAUCCUUGGGGAUCGAUACACGGCCGAGCUGCGAGAGGCGUGGGAGAAGGCCUACUCGCUCCUCGCGCGCAUGCUCAUCGGGCGCGAGGUGCAGCUCUACCGUCAAUUCGGCAAGUGGGCGGGCCAGCGCAUCUUUCGCAUUGAGGACAAGGUGGCUGAGGUAGACGACAUUUACUCCUUCUACCUGUGGCCCGUGGACAAGACGCCCCUCCCUCUCUUCACGCCGGGCCAGUACGUCAGCGUGCGGGUCGACGUCCCCCAGAUCGGAUACCUCCAGAGCAGGCAGUACUCCCUCUCCGAGGCGCCCAACGAGGAAUACUACCGGAUCAGCGUCAAGAGAGACCGGGGCGUGCCGAGCGGCGCCAACGGGAGGAGCGUUGAUGCUGCCCAUCUCAAACCCGGCUUGGUAUCGAACCUCCUGAUCAACGACUACAACAUCGGCGACACGCUGUCGGUGUCCCAUCCAGCCGGCGGGUUUGGCUUCGACUCUAGCACAGCCGGUGGCAUGGGCCCCCUGGUAUUUCUGUCCGCCGGCGUGGGCGCGACGCCACUGAUGAGUAUACUCAACUCUGUCCUCGAGUCGCCGGACGUGCAGCAGCAGAUCUCAUGGAUUCACUGCUCGCGGAGGAAACCGCUUUUUGAGGACCAUAUACGCACGGUGGGGAGGCGACACAAGAACUUCCACUCGCGGUUCUGGCGGAGCAUGCUGGCUGAGCAGGAGCAGCGAGAAACGCACAAUCCUGAGCGGGACGGCGUCUUUGAGAGUGUGCGGACGGAGCUGGAGAGGGUGGAGAGGAGUGUCCUGGGCCUGGACCACGGCGCGGCCGAGUAUUUUAUCUGCGGUCCUGAUGCUUUCGCGGCCAGUGUCCGGAACUUCCUGCUCGAGCAAGGCGUCGGAGAGUUGAGGAUACGGUGCGAGUGGUUUUCUACAGGCGAGCUGGAGGCCAGCUAG